Messenger RNA from Morchella sextelata, 843 nucleotides. RefSeq lists its product as uncharacterized. Bases 1 to 843 code for a protein of 280 amino acids. The record is from RefSeq and is a predicted model, not a curated record. NCBI's taxonomy places the organism in Eukaryota, Fungi, Ascomycota, Pezizomycetes, Pezizales, Morchellaceae. The transcript has 4 exons.
AUGGUUUGCUGUCCUAUACAUCUCGGUCAGCUGUUCCCUUCAUGGGCCGACUUCAAAGAAGCAAUCCAGGAUUGGUCCAUCGCCGACAAAUUCCAGUUCAAGUCUCUACACAAGGAUCGAUCUCGUGCCGACAUAAGGUGUCGGACGCGUACGAAGAAAGAACCCAAUCACAAUUGCCAGCGUGCAGAACGAGCGGCAGCGAAACGCGAGACGUGCAACAGCCAAUCGUGGCUCAAACGACAUGUACCGAAGCACCUUAUUGUCACGAGAGAAACACGACCAGAGGAGAUACAGGACGUAAUAAAGAGCUAUUACGGGGUGGACAUCAACUACCAGGCGGCGAAUGAAGUGAAGAAUACACUAUCCAAGCAGUACAAGGUCAAGAUGGUGCAGCCAAAGUUACCAGCAUAUCUCUAUCCUCCUCACGUCGACCCUCAUCCAAACAACGAUAUCGGAAUACAAAAGAUGUCGAACCAAACGCCAAACUCCGCCUCUCUAACCCUACGCGCGAAAAACGGAUCCACCACUGUGUUCCUAUUUGCCCAGAAAUCCGACUCUCUCCUGUCCCUCAAGUCUCAAAUCCAUGAGCUGUUACAGCAAAACAAAGACAACAUCGUCACGCCCAUCUCCGACAGCGCAGACGAAAUCAUUCUCGGAGCCCCCAUCGACCAAGCCGACCUAAGCAAGGGCUUCCAAACAAUCCAGAACCAAGACAAGAAGCGAACCACUGUGCAGGAUGCAGGAUUGAAGGAUGUAUCUGUCAUUGGCUACAAGGUCGGGGAAGAUGCGGAUUUUAGCGUGGAGGUUCCAAGCGACGACUUUGAUGAUUCGCAGCAGGAGUAA